AUGAUCUUCAACAGGGCAAUCGCCACGGAGGAGAAAAGCCUCGAGGGAGUGUGCAGAAGGCAAAGCCCAGGCAUGGUAUGGAAAGCAUAUGACUGGGAGAGGGGGAGUAGGAACUCAGGGGCAACCACCAGCCGCAACAUGAGACUGGCCGUGACCAUCAUAGGCCCUGGCGCCGGAAUCCAUUCCAACCAGGAGGCGUGGGGAGCAUUGGAUCAAAAUCCAAAGCUUUACCUGCAAGUCUAUGGCCAAUCAAGGGGUGCCUAUGACCGUUAUCCCCCGAGUUGGCCUGGCGGAUCCCCAGCACCCAAUUUG
Cladocopium goreaui is the source of this 312-nucleotide messenger RNA. The record is from the annotation of a GenBank genome assembly. NCBI's taxonomy places the organism in Eukaryota, Dinophyceae, Suessiales, Symbiodiniaceae.